AACCUUGUGUGACUGAGCUCAAGAGCAGUGCAUCCCGAUUCUCCUCAGAAGUGAGACUUUCCAAAGGACCAAUGACUCUGUUUCCUGUGCCCUUUCAUUUUUUCCCACUCCGUAGCUAUGUCUCGAUCUCGCCAUGCAAGGCCUUCCAGAUUAGUCAGGAAGGAAGAUGUAAACAAAACGAAAAACAGCCAGCUGAAGAAGACAUCCAAGCCAGCACCAUUAGUCAAGACUUUAAGUCCUGGAACAUUAAAACAAAUAAUUCAAGAAAGAGAUGUUAAGAAAAAAACAGAGCCUAAACCACCUAUGCCAGUCAGAAGCCUUCUGACGAGAGCUGGAGCAGCACGCAUGAAUCUGGAUAGGACAGAGGUUCUUUUUCAGAACCCAGAGUCCUUAACCUGCAAUGGGUUUACCAUGGCUCUCCGAAGCACCUCUCUCAGCCGGCGACUCUCCCAACCCCCAGUGGUCAUAGCUAAACCCAAGAAAGUCCCACCUAAGGGUUUAGAAAAGCAACAUGUUUGUGAUUAUAAGGUACUCACUGACUUGGGAGUAAAGCCCUCAGCAAAUGAUUCAGUCCCAAUGCAAGAUACCCGAAUCCUUCCUGAUUUAGAGACUCUAAUUGGUGUACAAAAUGCAUCUUUAAUUAAAGGUAAGAGCCAAGAGACAGCCCAGUCUUGGUCCCAGAGGGUUGAGGAUUCCAAAAUCAGUGUCCCCACCCAUAGCGGCCCUCCAGCAGAGAUCCUUUCUGGGCCACUGAUAGGGACGCAUUGUGAUGAAGGACUGUUCUCUGAAGAGACAUUGAAUGAUGCCAGUGGUUCCCCUAGAAUAUUUGCUCAGGACACUGUGUGUGCUCCUUUGCCCCAAAGAGCAGCCCCCAAAGUUACCUCUCAAAGAAACCCCAACAUUCAGUUAGAAGAGUUGGGUUCACGAGUAGAAUCUCUUAAGUUAACUGAUUCUUACCUGGAUCCCAUCCAAAGUGAACAUGAUUGCUGCCCCACCUCCAGUUUAAAAAAGGUUAUACCUGAGUUGAAUCUUAGAAACUGCUUGUCUAUUGGUGGGUCCACAUAUCCUACCUCUGUAAUAAAAUUCUUCUUGGCAGGCUCAGAACAAGAAACCCUUGGUGCUAAACCAGAUCAUCAAGAGGCCCUCAAAGCUACCGCAGAUCAACAGGAAGUUCCUGAUACCACCUCUGUCCUAGGACAGACCUUCGGUUCUCUCCCACAUCAGUGGGAAUUUCCUGGUGCUAACCCAGUUCAUGGUGAGACCCUGGGUGAGACCCCAGAUCCACCAGAAAUUCCUGGUGCUAUUCCAGUCCAAGGAGAGGUCUUUGGUACUGUCUUAGACCAACAAGAAACUCUUGGGAUGGGCGGGGGUGCUGUCUCAGACCUGCCUCUCUUCCUUCCUGUUCCUCCAAACCCAAUUGCUACCUGUAACGCUCUUCCCAAAUGGCCUGAGCCCCAGAGCACUGUCUCAUAUGGGCUUGCAGUCCAGGGUGCUAUACAGAUUUUGCCUCUGGGCUCAGGACACACUCCUCAAUCAUCAUCAAACUCAGAGAUAAGUUCAGUACCUCCAGUCAUGGCUCUAAGCAAUGUAGAAAAUGAGAAGCAGGUUCAUAUAAGCUUUCUGCCAACUCACACUCAGGGGUUCAUGUUAGCCCCUGAGAGAGGACUCGGCCACACUUCGCAGGGUGUUGCUCAACUCUCCCAGGCUGGUCCCAGCAAAUCAGAAAGAGAGAGCUCUCAGGUCAGCAUGACAAGCACGACUGAUGUCAACACCACAGUGGUGUCUGCACCCAUGUCACUCGCCAGUACCUCCUCUUCUCCUUCCUAUACCACUUUGCUGCCUACUUUGGAAAAGAAGAAACGAAAGCGAUGUGGGGUGUGUGAGCCCUGCCAGCAGAAGACCAACUGUGGUGAAUGUACUUACUGCAAGAACAGAAAGAACAGCCAUCAGAUCUGCAAGAAGCGGAAAUGUGAGGAGCUGAAAAAGAAACCGUCCGUCAUCGUGCCCCUGGAGGUUAUAAAGGAAAACAAGAGGCCCCAGAGGGAAAAGAAGCCCAAAGUUUUAAAG
This is a messenger RNA of Carlito syrichta (Philippine tarsier), 2067 nucleotides long. Its product is annotated as methylcytosine dioxygenase TET1-like. The transcript has 2 exons. Gene Ontology annotation, biological process: oxidative demethylation; positive regulation of transcription by RNA polymerase II. Lineage: Eukaryota; Metazoa; Chordata; Mammalia; Primates; Tarsiidae. The annotation marks the transcript as partial. The record is from RefSeq and is a predicted model, not a curated record. Gene Ontology annotation, cellular component: nucleus. Gene Ontology annotation, molecular function: zinc ion binding; DNA 5-methylcytosine dioxygenase activity; DNA binding.